UGGUUUCCUCUACUGUCUGCCUGUGGGUUCCGCUCGUAGGUUAUAUGAUUUUUUAACAUUUGUCUCAAGCGGCACAGCUUCCAGCAGAAGUUAACGAGAGGCUCAGUAGGUGGAGAUGAAGCGCCUUUAAUGGUGGAUAUGCUAAACCCUGAGGAAGAACAACUGUGGUGACUGACUUUGAAUGGAAACUCCCUUCUCCUGUUGUUGUUGUCAACAAAGUUUCGGCGUUAGAUGAAGUGAUUCGGCCUCUAGAAAGCUUUUAGAAACGGAGCAAGAAUGCGAGACCGAACCAAAGAACUGGGAAAUCCUGCAGAGGGUUCAGAUGAAGACGAAGAAGGCACAGCGCUCAUGGUAAAACCUGGCACAGGGACCUCAGGGAAGGAGGACAAAGAGAAUGAGGUUUCUUUAAAAGGUGAAACUGUCCAAGAGAUUCGGGAGGGCCUUGAAACGCUUAAGAAGAAAGUGUCUGAACUGGAGAACAAGCAGAAAACUGUUUUAGGGGUGGCACUCCCAGACGACAAUAUGAAGAAGGAACUUCAAGUCCUUCGGGAUGAGAUCAAAGUACUGGCUAGCCAGAUCCACAAGAAACUGAAGAGUCUUGAACCCAAAAAAACAGAUGAAGAUGGGAAAUAUGUUCCUAUAAAUACAAGAAUGCAAAGAACACAGCAUGCUGUCUUGUCCCGUGAUUUUGUGGAGGUGAUGGGGAAUUGUAACACGCUUCAGGCCUGGUACAGAGACAGAAAUGUGGAGAGGAUACAGAGACAACUCAAAAUCACUGGCAACAAUGUGACCGAUGAGGAGCUUGAGUCAAUGCUUGAGAGUGGACAGACCGAUGUGUUCACACAAAACAUUUUGACAGAUGCAAAAGCUACCAAGCAGGCACUGAAUGAGAUUGAAUCACGGCAUGAUGAGAUUCUCAAACUGGAAAGAAGCAUCAGAGACCUUCAUGACAUGUUCCAGUACCUCGCCAUGGAGGUUGAGGCCCAGGGUGAGAUGGUUAAUCGUAUUGAAAACAACAUCAUUAACUCUGCUAACUAUGUGGAGAACGCUGUUGCAGAAACUGCAGAAGCUGUUGUCUCUGAUAGGAAAAGCCGAAAGAAAAAGAUGUGGAUUGCGAUAUGCUGUACAAUUUUAAUUUUGAUAAUAGUAAUUGCCCUGGCUGCUAGUUUUAGCUGAGUGUUUUCUUCAUAUUUUCAUAUGUCCAUAGUAUAUUCACCUCUCCCAGAUCCUCUACUCAUCUACUGUUGCAGCUGAUAAAGUUACUCAGAACUACGUGUUAAUAGUCUAAUACAAUGGCUUUUUCUGUAUAUUGAAUUGCAGCCUCACAUUCAUUUAAACAUCACAUUGGAUCAUCUAGGAUGGUCUUCUUCCUAAAACUAGUACUUAUCAAGUAAUAUUGACUCUACAAAACCAUGGAGUUCUCAGGAAACCCAGGAUGAUAAAGCAAAUUCUUAAUAUAUAAACACUUAAUACACCGGAGAAACUCACUAUUGGAGAAUUGAGCUAUUUGCUUAUACCUCAGUGUGUUAAAUGUUUCUCUGUGUUGAUAUGUAUUGUUUUGUGAGUUGUUGAGAAGGAUGCUGUUUCAAGACUUGAAAUUUCUUGAGAUGAUCAGCCACCACACCUCUGUAUAUAUACUACUUUUUUAUUGCUUUUACAUUGCAGUAUCUGCUCCUGAAAUAAUUCUUACUGCUCGUGUCAUAAAAUAACAUAUUAAGGGCUAUUUUAUUUUCUCAGAUAACGUCAUAGAGCUCCAUUUACUCAUAUAGCAAGAGCCACUACCUAGAACUGCCUUUAGGAAGCUGAAAUUGUUUGUAACUUCAUUGCAAGGGAAACACUGAGAAAGGUGCUUUUUAUAUGUACAGUAACUUACUCUCAAGUGCCUCUGGCUUAGUGUUACAGUGAGUUAUGAUUGUGUGCUUUCUCAGUACAUUUAGUGGAGGGUAAGAUCAGAGAGACUGCAGUAUUGUUGGGGCAUGAUAUGAUGUCACUUUGUACUAAACUGUCUGAUCAGAGUUAUUUUAAUGUAGAACUGCUGUUUUUAAAUAAAAUAUAUCUUACACUAA
This is a messenger RNA of Pygocentrus nattereri (red-bellied piranha), 2066 nucleotides long. It is a transcript of the gene stx4, whose product is annotated as syntaxin 4. The transcript has 11 exons. NCBI's taxonomy places the organism in Eukaryota, Metazoa, Chordata, Actinopteri, Characiformes, Serrasalmidae. The record is from RefSeq and is a predicted model, not a curated record. The coding region runs from base 277 to 1176 and encodes 299 amino acids. Gene Ontology annotation, cellular component: plasma membrane; SNARE complex; endomembrane system. Gene Ontology annotation, biological process: vesicle fusion; intracellular protein transport; exocytosis. Gene Ontology annotation, molecular function: SNAP receptor activity; SNARE binding.